AUGUCUCUUCCUCUCAUUCGCGAACAGAAGCGAACGGCGCCGCCGGUAUCUUCAUCACCUCGCGUUGCUCCGUCUUCAUCCACCGUGCAACCGAUUAUCUCCCUCUUACCGAUCCAAAUCUCACUCGCCUCCGUCACGUUUCGUUCUCAUCUCUCUUGCGAUUCCGGAUUCAGCGCAACACUAAAUCGAUCGGUGAAACACGUAGGCUUACUUGCAAUGAUCCGAAAAAUGAAGAAGAGAAAACCAAAGAGGAGGUUCCACAGAGGGUUGGUCGUUGAUGACGAAGGCUACGAUGAAGAUGAUGUAGAACGACGAAGAGAGGUGAAGACUGAAGAUUUUUCUGGUGAGUUCUUUUGCAGUUCUUCUCUGAGAUUUUCUAUGAAUAAUCGUUUGGUUGAUAUCAAGGCUAUUGGGAAGCAAAGGCAAAAGGAAAACACCAAGAUGAUAUGA
This is a messenger RNA of Vicia faba (fava bean), 450 nucleotides long. NCBI's taxonomy places the organism in Eukaryota, Viridiplantae, Streptophyta, Magnoliopsida, Fabales, Fabaceae. The record is from the annotation of a GenBank genome assembly.